UCACCAUUCUCCGUUCAACGCUGGCCAAAGAAUCAUCUUAGUACUACUACAUUUGGAUUUUUCUUCGUUAAAUUUAUUAUGGUUAUUGUGCUUCUUCGCUGUCUCCUCUCCAUGGCCUGGUCAUCUCGUCUCGAUCGACAGCUACUGGCAGUGGCAUCUGUACACCCCAAGUGCAGAACUGUUUGCGUACUCAGAGAGCUUCACUCUCAGACAACCAGAUCACCUCUCCCAGUACACCAGCUAAUGGAGCGCAUCAAACUGGCCUUCCUGUGGCAUGCGCAUUCCUGAGAGCCCAGGGUCAUCAUCCCGAGCUGGGUAGCAUGCCCUCUGCUCAAGAGUAAUCAUUUUUCAUGCACUUACGCCUGAUUUUUCCUCAUCACAUUUCCAUGGCCUUCCUGCUUGAACAAGUCAAUACCGUGACUUGUAUUCUCCAGUGUGCCCUCCACUUGUUCCGACAGUGUUUCUCCCAACGAGUAGCUCAUCUGUAUGGAGAGCGCACAAGUCAACAUCCAGAACCAUCUUGCUACCUUUGGAUUUUUCCUCAUCACAUUUCCAUGGCCUUCCUGCAUUCAACUAGUCAAUAACGUGUCCUGUGUUGUAUCCAGAUUAUAAUUGUUCUUCAAAGCAUGUCAGCAAAAAUACUGGAUUGCUCACAUCACCAGUCGACAACCCUGCUGUCUUCAUUUGUUCUUAGCAACUACCAAUCCUUCACAUGUAUCAGUACAUCGGAGUCUAGAUCACGAUCUGAUUAUAGUUCAGAGAGAGGGAGAGGGCCAGGAUCUCCCUUGCAGACUGCAAAGGCUCUUCUCCAUCACAAGUACACCAAAGGAUUGUGCAUCAUUUUAACAUGGUGAACUCCAUUAUUUUUCUUCUUGCCUUCGCUAUUCUACCCACAGAUGUUGCCUCUUCCACUGCAACUCCCUCAAAUAUCUGGAAUACCUCUAAUAUGGAAAGGAUACCAGCCAUGGUAGUUAACUCUAGUAACUUUGCCAUCCUCAAGAGUGGCAGCGCCUUAUUCCCAAUCUUUUUUGGCCUCCACACCAUGGACGGCCAUGCAUUCACUCUCUCUGUCUCUCUCUGGCGGCCCGGGCACCAGGAUACAGUCAUCUGGUCUGCCAACCCUGAUAAUCCUGUAAGCCAAUACGCCAUCUUGAACUUCACCAAAGAAGGGCAGCUGCUGCUCAACGACGGCAAUGGCACCAUUAUCUGGUCCACAGAUACGAAGAGCAACUCAGUUGCAGGCAUGCGCCUAGAUUUUUCAGGAAAUCUUGUGCUGUUUGAUCAGAACAACUCCACUUUCUGGCAGUCCUUUGACCACCCGACGGAUACAUUGGUCAUGGGGCAAUUACUCUGUAGGGGCAUGAAUAUUAGCGUAAGACCAUCAAACACAAAAUGGCCAUCUGCUCGAAUUUAUCUCUCUGCAGAGUUUGGAGGACUGCGGUAUUCAUACCAACCAGCAGCCUAUUCAAAACUGUUCGCCGUAACUGCUAGCACGACACCGAAUUGUUAUGCAUUUUUCAAUGGCAGCUUUGGAUUCCCAAAUCAGGUCUUCUCACUGCCGCCAGCAAGAUCAUCGGAAUUCAUACAAUACAUGAGGUUAGAGCCUGAUGGGCAUUUGAGACUUUACGAGAUACAGGGCUACACCGAAGCACGGCUACUGUUUGAUGUAUUAAGUGUAGCCAUGAAAUUCUGUGAUUACCCAAUGGCCUGCGGUGAUUAUGGUGUUUGCAGUGAUGGACAGUGUUCCUGCCCUAGUUUGCGCUAUUUUAGGCCCCAAAAUGAACGUCAUCUAGAUGAUGGAUGUACGCUCUUAACCACUAUCUCAUGCGACCACGCACACGACCACCAGUUGCAAGCGCUCAACAAUGUUUCUUACUUCAGUGACAACAUGUUCAAGUCAUUAGCCACUUCAAGUCCAUCAAAAAUGGUCUGCAAGCAAUCUUGCUUAACAGAUUGCUCUUGCAGGGUUGCCCUUUUCCAGUAUUAUGGUAAUACAAGUGUGGAUGGUUACUGCUUGUUGCUAUCUGAGCAGAAGCUAAUUUCUCUUGCAGAAGGUUCGCUGUACCUCCUUUCAGCAUACAUCAAGAUACAAGGUAAAGAAUCUAUAAAAAGGAGGAUUAGAAUUAUAGUUGGCUCAAUAACUGCAGGGUUUUCUGCACUUGCAAUCUUAUUCUCCAUUAUCAUAUGGAAAAUGUGUAAGAAAGAGGAAGAACAACUCUUUGAUAGCAUACCUGGGACACCAAAGAGUUUCUCCUUUCACGAGUUGAAGGUAGCUACCAGCAACUUCUCUGUGAAGCUUGGAAGUGGUGGCUUUGGGUCAGUCUUCAAAGGCAAGAUAGGAAGUGAAACAAUAGCUGUCAAACGUUUGGAAGGUGUUGCGCAAGGAACUGAGGAAUUCUUAGCAGAGGUCAUGACAAUUGGCAGAAUGCAUCACCAUAAUCUUGUCAGGUUAAUAGGGUUUUGUGCUCAGAAAUCGCACAGGCUUCUUGUCUAUGAGUAUCUUUGCAACAGUUCAUUGGAUAAAUGGAUAUUUCAUGCACGUCCAGUUUUCACUCUGUCUUGGAAAACUAGACGUAACAUCAUAAUGGCCAUUGCCAGGGGUUUGUCUUACCUCCAUGAAGAAUGCAAGGAAAAGAUUGCCCACUUGGACAUCAAGCCACAGAACAUUCUCCUUGAUGAUAGGUUCAAUGCAAAGCUCUCUGAUUUUGGACUAUCCAAAAUGAUAAAUAGGGACCAGAGCAAAGUUAUGACUCGAAUGCGAGGCACUCGUGGAUACUUAGCUCCCGAAUGGUUGGGCUCAAAAAUCACCGAGAAGGCUGACAUCUACAGUUUUGGCAUUGUGGUGGUGGAAAUUAUCUGUGGCCGAGAGAAUUUGGAUGAAUCGCUGCCUGAGGAGAGCGUCCAUCUCAUAAGCCUGCUUGAAGAGAAGGCAAGGUCUGGUCAGCUGCUUGAUUUAGUGGACAGUGGCAGCAAUGAUAUGCAAUUUCAUUUGGAGGAGGUGAUGGAAGCGAUGCGGCUUGCAAUGUGGUGCUUGCAGGUUGAUAGCAGCAGAAGGCCCUUGAUGUCAACAGUCGCAAAGGUGCUGGAAGGUUUGACGAGCUUGGAGGCUUCACCUGACUACAGCUUUGUCCCUAGUUUAUUUGCAUCAAACCACACUGGUGCUGCAGGGUCAAGUUCUUCCUAUGUACCAUUGGGAUCACAUUUAUCAGGGCCUAGAUGAAAGCCUCGCAACAAUAAGAGGCAAAUGUAUCAUGUUUUAUGUUAUGCUUUGCAAUGCAAAUAAUGAUGAUUUUACCAGUAUCAUGUUUACUGUUGUUGCACUCACAACGGACAACGAGGAAUAGAAUGUACUCCUGAACCUGGUUUGGAAUUAGUUAUCCAACAGUUUCAUGUCUUUGCUAGAUGUUUUUGCAUGCAACUGAGCAACUGGGUAUUGCAAUU
Molecule: messenger RNA, 3441 nt
Organism: Lolium perenne
Lineage: Eukaryota; Viridiplantae; Streptophyta; Magnoliopsida; Poales; Poaceae
Source: RefSeq, a predicted model, not a curated record